UUUACUUGAAAGACUUGAACAAGAGAUGUGGAAAUUAUCUGUAGGAGGGUUGGUUGGGAUAAUUCUCUGUUUUCAAUAUGCUCACUCGCAGGUAGCGAAAACAAUUGCCAGAGAUUUGGAUAUAAAAUAUGCUGUUCGUACGAACUUUGCCAUGGUGGGUAGGGCACCCCAUUCCGUGGCUGAAUUAACUUUAACUAAUACUGGAAACACGGCAUUGCCAGAAACAGGGUACUCUUUGUUCUUUUGUCAUGACAAUUUCCUGUUCCCUGUAAGCUACCAGGAGGAUUUAGCCAAAUAUGAGGCAGCACCUUAUGGGGGACCUUUGAUAAUUGAGGGAUAUGAUGUAAAUUUCCUUCAUGGCUGUAUGUAUGAAUUUAAAGCCGUCGGUGCUGGUCUUCAGCCAAAAGAAUCCAAGAACAUUACUUUAUAUUUCCAACCAUUUACUGUGAGCAGGUAUGACUCUUUCCGAAACUGGUAUGUAAGAGAUAACGCAAAUAAUAUCGAGGUGCUUCCAGAUACUGUAAACCUUGACUAUGUGGGUGACUUUAAAACCCCCCUUAACCAGUUACGUAGAACAGAUGAUUUACAGAGUGUACCCAAGGAACCACAAGAUAGACAGAACGCCUAUGUACCUUUUAUGAGCGGAGUCCUGUAUGACGUCACACCAAAACCUAGAGAACAGACAGUUAACCAACCGGUCAAUCUAAUUGACGUCACGGCAGCAAAAGGAGGCUGGAAGAUCGCAGCCACAGAUCCUACCCUAGAUACGGCAAGAGACUAUCUAGCAUCCCAAACCAAGAUAAAGACAGCAACUGCAGCCCCAGCCAACCCCAAAACGAUAGAGCUUAAUCUGAAACCGGCAUCUUAUUUCCCAACCCAGGUCUACGGACCUGUUACCGAUGAAGCUUACGAGUUGAAGAUAACACCUAAUAAAAUUGAAAUCAACGGUGCAUCUCCUAAAGGUGUAAUCAAUGGUAUCCAUACCUUCAUUUCCCAGCAGGCUUGGCGAGAGGUCCCCGAACAGAUUAUUAGGGAUGGUCCAAGAUUCCCUGAAAGAGCAUUACACCUGGACAUAGCUUCCAACUUCUACCAGCCAGCAGAAAUAAAAAAGGUCAUAGAUUUGAUGGCUUUAUACAAACUCAACCGCCUGUACUUGCAGCUUUGGAACAACCAUGGACUCCGAUUGGACAUGGGUCUUGGAGCUGCACAGAUUGCUGGAAAACGAUGCCAUGACCCCAAAGAGGAGAUGUGUCUUUUCACCCAGCUUGGUUCAAACCCAGACGGAAGCGGACUAGGAAACGGUUACCUUACCCCAACACAAUUCAAAAAUCUUAUAGAAUACGCAGAUGAUCGCGGAGUCAUGAUUGUUCCAUCUGUCAACGUUGGUGAUAAUGCACGUGCCAUGGUAGUUGGAAUGGAGGGUGCCAUCAAGAGUGGUAAACAAGGGAUUAGUCUGUUCGACCCGACAGACGAGGAUUUGAGAAUCUCUGGAAGAUAUCCCGGAAAAGACACCGCCAUUAACCCAUGCAGACCGGAAACCAUGCAAUUUGUAAACUAUGUAUUAAAGAGUUUAAAAAGAAUUUACUCACAGGCCGGUAUACCAUUGUCGAGGUUGCACUUUGGAUCCGACUUCAACACCGAGCAGAUGAUGACCUCCAAACACUGUUUCCCUAUAGCUCCCAGAAAUGCAACAGAGUUACAAGCUGCUCGUUCCAAGCUAACAGCAAUCAAAGCCGACUUCCUGGCACAACUUGGAGCACUAUUUACCAGGGAGAACGUUGAUAUCAGCGGAACAGUAGACUUUUUCACCGGUUUUCCCGACAACGAGUUUGUUUCCAGAAUGACUAUUAUGGACAAAUCCAAGCGAUACCCCAAUAUCAGCGCUUUUGCCAUUAACGAUGACUACAUGAGAUUCAAUCCCCCAGCAGGUCCAAACUCGCGAAUGGAGAUCUACGCUAAUCGUGCGCAACUUCUAAAGAACAACGGCUACAAGGUUUUGGUCUCACCACCACAUAAGACAAAAUUCGACACUGCCUACGAACCUGACCCCAACGCUCCCGGGGAUUAUAGCGUUGCCACAAGAAACGUGAGCUUACGCGAGGCUUUUGCUUGGGUUCCGAACAGCAGGUGCUGCAACCUUAACUUAGCUCCAGAACAAGUAGCCAAUGAAGUCACAAAGCAUGGCUGUCUUGCGAGUACACUGUGUGAUCCAUUUGCUGACGGCAUAACUAGUUUUGAUGGCACAAUGGCUACUAUUGAUACCCGUAAGUUACCGAACAUCAACACAACUCUCCAGCUUCUUACCCCUCGUCUCUUCAGCUUUGCGGAACGUUCUUGGCACGAGGCCCCAUGGGAGGCCUCAUUUACAGCAGCCACGCCCUAUCAACCACCCCAAGCACAAAAUCAGGCCAUGGUGCCCCCAUUAGAUGUAUCACCAACUCUUAAUCCAGACUUCACCGGGCUAGAAGAAGACUACCAGCGAUUCAGGAGUAUUAUUGGUGCAAAGGAAGUCAUGCGAGUCGCCAGCAAGGGAAUUCCUGUAUUCUGUUCAGCCCCUGGGGCAAGAGUUGUAAGACAACCAACCGGUGACAAACUGGAAACGUCCUGUAUGUACCCUAACAUGAAAGUGUAUGUCAAAAACAAUAUGGGAGAAUUUGAAGAAAUGAAAACGAUACCAACCACAAAUGUGACGAUAAAAUGCCAGUAUUAUUUGCCUAGUUUCCGACGCUUUUUUGAGUGCUAUGAACAAGAGUUCAAUUCAAACCUCGAUAAAACACCCUACGAACAUGUUUAUGAUCAUAUACAACAAAGAGCAGAGGCUAUGAGGAGGGAACAGGAAGCUCUCAGAAUCCGUAAUCAGCAAAACAUCAUGGAGAUGGCAAGACGACAAGCUGCACAGCAAGCUGCAUUCUUACAGCGACAGCAGCAGCAAGGAGGUGGGCAACAGGGUGGAGCUGGGCAACUUCCAGGAGCCGCGCAACUUGCAGGUGCCGGGCAACAAGGAAGAGGACAAGGAGGAGCACGGCGCCAAGGUGCAGGCCAGAGAGGGGCCGGACAGGCAGGGAGGGGGGCCCAACAGAGAAGACAAGCCGGGAGAUAAAUCGGUCAAGUCCUAAAUUAUAACAUCAUCUGGAUGUGUGUCCAAUAGUACUGUUUGUAUGAUGAAGUAAAUCCAUUAUUGUUUUCACAAUUUUAGAAUUUAAUGAAUGCUUUUUUUUAGUUUUUAUAUGAAAAAAAUUGUCAACUUGACAAAAACUUUUUUUUGAGGAUUUGAGAAUUAUGUGUUUUGUAAAGAUAACAAAUGCAUAACUGUUACUUUAUAUUAAGAAAAAAAAGUUCUUAGUAAUCCAAUGAUAUUUUUGGGUUUUGUCUCCGAAUGUGCAACUCUGAAAGCAUUUUUUUAAUAAUUUAAAUGAAUAAUGUACCCAACUCUAAUCAUAUUCUUCACUUAAAUAUAUCUUUACACAUAUAAAAAUUAAUUACUGAUCCCUGCUAUUUGCUUAAGGAGGAAUGUUCUUCUGCUAAGGAAGAUAAAUUCAUGAAGUGAGUUGUCUCAAACUUGACCUAACAUGGUAUACUUGGCUUGAAUUUUGAAUUGUAUUCCUAAUUUCUGUUAGAAAAGAUGGUCCUUGCUUACUUUUCCCAUAUUUUAGUGAGUAGAGGGACAUUCUUCCUUAAUUUAUAAUACAGGCCAUAUGUGUCUCUCUACAAAAUCAAUACGAAUGUAAAUUCAUGCUUUUUCAUACCAACACAUUCUCUUCUGUAUAAGCUACAUAAUUCCUGUUAGGAACUCUACAUAAUUUGACAUGACCGUUAUCUGUCUGUUUCAUCAGAAAAUAAAUUCCAAGCUUGAUGUGAUCUGAAAUACACCGUUGUUUCUAUGUUUACGAAUUUUCUAACUGUAAAUCUGGUACACUUACAUUAAAUGUAUGUCGAAUUCUUAUUUUUAUAUGUUUAUACAAACUAUGUAGUGAUACAAAGUGAUACAUGAUCUCAUGAAAACUCUGUUAUGAUAAUAAUGAUAUUCUCAUCCAGUGAUUUGCAUGCAUUCAUGGUGCACUCUAUGAUGUUGGUUGAAUUAAAAUUGGAAAUGGGA
Saccostrea cuccullata (small rock oyster) is the source of this 4096-nucleotide messenger RNA. RefSeq names its product putative beta-hexosaminidase. The record is from RefSeq and is a predicted model, not a curated record. The coding region runs from base 26 to 3100 and encodes 1024 amino acids. Gene Ontology annotation, biological process: glycosaminoglycan metabolic process; carbohydrate metabolic process. The transcript is spliced from 9 exons. Gene Ontology annotation, cellular component: membrane. Gene Ontology annotation, molecular function: beta-N-acetylhexosaminidase activity; polysaccharide binding. NCBI's taxonomy places the organism in Eukaryota, Metazoa, Mollusca, Bivalvia, Ostreida, Ostreidae.